CUACUCUGCUUUAGCUUCCUUGUAGCUAACACCGUUCUUGCUGACAGCACAGAUUGUGGCUCCGAUAGGUGUGUUGUGUCAGCUGACAGUUGUGUGAUGCUAGCAUGUUAGCUUUGAAGUUAGCAAGCAGAUGCUGCUAAUUUAGCGUUUCUCUAGAUAGCGCAUUGAUGGAAUUUUCUUUGUGUUACCUGAGCAUUAAUUAUGUGACCCACAGCGAGGUGAUGUAUUUAUAAACAAACUACCUACGUCGCUUUUUAGCACCAGCAAGCCAGAAGCUAGGAAGAUUUGCUUCCUAGCGACCGUAGCUACCUAGCUAUGACCGCAUGCUAGCCAACAAGUAAUCGUCUUAAUGGAGAACCCAAGCUUUUAGGAAUGACCUUAAGUUAUGUGAGAAAACUGUAAACUCGCGGAUUCUGCUUUGAUAAAUGUUAGUUAAAUGGCAAAAACUGAGCAGCGCAAUGGACUUGAUAUGUGGGGCAGCAAAGAGAAGGUAACAGAUAAUGAGAAAGAGUCUUAUGGAUCCGACCCAGUGGUAAACGGCAGUGCCAUCCCAGGGGAGAAACAGGUGGACAGGUAUGGGUUCGCCGUUGACGCCCACCAGUACUCCAGAGACUCUGCUGAAGAAAUCCCCAUCGAGGUGAUUAGGCAGCGGGAGGCAAAAUGGCUGGAGAUGCUCAAGAGCUGGGAGGCUAAAAAACACAAGAAGGUGAAGGAGCGCUGUCAGAAGGGGAUCCCUCCAUCCCUGCGUGGACGGGCCUGGCUCUACCUCACUGGAGGCAAAGUGAAAAGAGAGCAAAACAAGGGCAAGUUCCAGCAACUUGACAACCAUCCAGGAGAUCCUAAAUGGGUCGAUAUCAUUGAGAGGGACCUCCAUCGACAGUUCCCCUUCCAUGAAAUGUUUGCAGCAAGAGGAGGUCAUGGGCAGCAGGACCUGCUCCGCAUCCUGAAGGCUUAUACUCUAUAUCGUCCCGAAGAAGGUUACUGCCAGGCUCAGGCUCCUGUUGCUGCUGUGCUCCUCAUGCAUAUGCCAGCUGAGGAUGCAUUCUGGGUCCUUGUCCAAAUCUGUGAGAAAUACCUUCCUGGAUACUACAGUUCAGGGCUGGAGGCAAUACAGCUGGACGGAGAGAUCCUGUAUGCUCUGCUGCGGCAUGUAUCUCCUGUAGCCCACCGCCACCUGAAGAAGCACAAGCUGGAUCCCAUCCUGUAUAUGACUGAGUGGUUCAUGUGUGCAUUCUCUCGCACUCUGCCGUGGGCAUCGGUGCUGCGUGUCUGGGACAUGUUCCUUUGUGAGGGAGUGAAGAUCCUCUUCCGAGUGGGUCUGGUUCUCCUGAAAUGCAUGUUGGGAUCCCAGGAGAAUCUGAGGGCUUGCCAAGGUCUCUAUGAAACAAUGGAGCUGCUCCGAGCCAUAAAGCCACAGUACAUGCAGGAAGGCUUCCUAGUACAGAAGAUUAUAGAGUUAUCAGUGUCUGAAAAAGACAUCGAGAAGGAACAUCACACUCAGCUGCGCCGUUGGAAGGAGUCUCACGGAGAUCUACACUGUAAGUCCCCUCCACGGAUGCAUGGUGCCAAGGCCAUCAUGACUGCCGAGCCGCCCACCUGGCAGGAGCUGAGACAGCGGCCCACAAUCAUUGUAGACUCUCUGCUGCCAUCCAAGACAGAUGUGAUACAGGCAGAGGAUGCAAAGGAAAAUGGAAAGACUCAAGAGGAAAAGCACAAGAAAAUGGUCCUGCCUCCACAGGAGACAGGUAAUCUUUACCUUUCCCCCAGUGACCCUUCACUUCUCCUCAAACAACUGACCAUACAAGGGUCCAAAGAGAGUGUGAGCAGUGCAGAGCAUGACACUUACUUGUAGUAGGGUCAGUUUCACACCGGUUUACAUACAGAAAUCAUUCCAUGUAACCUUUACUAACUCCACAGAGACACUGUUCAUGGUUUUCAGUCACAGCUGUCAAUGACAUGAUAAACCUUUCUGACUUCAUGAGAACAGAGACGAGUUUUUGUACAAGUUCUGCCAUCAUGAAGCUCCGGGAGAAGUUAUGGAAUUUAGAAUCGCACGCUACUGCUGCUAUUAAAAGUAAUGUUCUGAUUCUUUCUUUUGUAAAAGAAGUUAGAUUUUGUCUUAACUGAUAAGAUCUUUUCUAGGGCACUUUGCCUUUAUAGUCUUCCUCUUUAGGUGGGUUUCCAUCCGCCAGUUUUUAUGCACAGUUUCAAUUUGUGCAUAAAAAAAGCAUAGUAGAAAAUCUCUAAAUUAAAAAGAAAAAUUUAAAGCAUUACCAUAAAGUUUUUAUACUAUGUUGGUCUAUCAUUAAAACAAAAAAGUGCCAUGGAAACAGAUUUAACCAAUAAAACAUGAUAGACAUGAAUCACGUGACUUGACAUCCACCAAAGUGAAAAAAUAGUGUCAGGCCAAAAUAGAUGAGUGUGGAGCAAUGAGGAGACUGUGAUGUACCUCAAAAUAAUACAUGCAUCCAACAGAAUAGCCACGUUUCUAUCAUAUUUUCUACAUUGUUUCACCGUUUGGGGUUUGAUUGAUGCCCUUUUAUUACAUCACCAUUAUGCACCCUCGUGUUGUGCGUUGGUGUGAUGAAAAGUAGUGCUACCAGAUGCUACUCAACAAGCCAACUUCUACUGUUUGCAUAAUGAUAGUGGGUGGAUAUUAAUGUGCUUGAAGGUGCCCUUUUAUUUUAAUUUGCACUACAUUUGGAUGGAAACCCACCUGUUGCCUACGUUAGUCACUGUGCUGCCAACACAGGAAUGAAGGAAAAGGGGUUCAGGAACAUUUAUGCCACUAAGCCAAAGAUUUAUAAUGAGUAUUUUUGAGAUGUUCCUCCAGCUGUUAGUUCAAUCAUAUUGUCUUACCGUAUUUGUUUUCCAUGUGGGAGAGUGUAUUCAUGUUUUAAAUGAGCUACGGUAAAAAUGUUUUGGAGAAAGUAAAUAUUAAGCUGUUGUUGCACAAGGGUUAAUGGUUCUUUAGACAUAAAUGUAUUUAAUUGUUCUAUGAAAGAAAAAGACAGUGUUUGCUUUGCAAGAAUCCCAAUUUCAGUUUAAACAAUGUGUUUAAUUGUUCUUUUUUGAUCCUAAAACCAAGAAAUCUAGAUGUACCUAAUGUUAUCUUAGGUAUCAACAAGCAAGUUCAAGUCAUGUACAAAUACAGUGUUCAACCUAAUGGCAUUAUUUAGCUGAAUCAACAAGCCAACUUUCACUAAGUUAUUUGAAAUUCAUAUCUCUGUAUAAUUUUUUAGGAUUUGCUUUUCAUUGUAAAGGGCUUAUGUGUAGAUGUGAGGAAAAAUAUUGACCAACAAUAUAGUAAAGGUCAAAGGAGCCAUAAAUCAGAUAUUAUGUGUACUUAUUUUAUCUGUUGCAAAUGAACAAAAAGUUGAAGAAAAAACUUGGAUUCAUAUGUAGUCAACUUCUAACAGUCCCAGAUAUUGGAAAUAGCUUGUGUAGCUCUAAUGGCUUACAGUUAAUGCAGGCCAUUUGUGGGUAUGUGUUGAUUUUAAAUAUUAUUUUUAAAUAUAUGCUACAGUUUAUUUGUUAUCUGUUCAGAAGCAGUGUUUACCUGCUUUAAUAAUUAGAUUUGAAAAUACUCUAAUCUGUUUCUAGUAAUCAGCACACACAUUUAACCAACUUGCUCUGCUUCCCCAGAGUUUUUGGUUUUUAUGGAGCCGCUUGGAGCUGUACUGUCCUGUAGAGGGCGCCACUGAGCUUCAUACAGGGAUUAGAAAACUAGCUGGCCAGUCAUUCUGACUUACACAGGUUAUACAGGAUGUGCUUUGCCAGUCAAAACCUUUAUGCUGAUUUCUUUUAUUAUUAUUUUUUAUCUUUCAUCAAGAUAAUAAACAAAAAUAUUAGACUGGUUGGUGGGUUGUACCUUUUUACUAAUUAUAUUUAAAGGUAACACCAAUUAAGUCUGGAGCUUGUAAAUUGGUAGCUGUAUCCUUUUAUUUUAAUCAGUAUUUAGGACUUUAUCUCUGAUUUGUUGCUCGCUUGACUUAAAAUCAUCUUUUAUCUGCAAUAUGUUUUUAUACAAAUUGCAUUUAAAUCAAUAAAGUUUGAAGUUUCACA
Molecule: messenger RNA, 4065 nt
Organism: Monopterus albus (swamp eel)
Lineage: Eukaryota; Metazoa; Chordata; Actinopteri; Synbranchiformes; Synbranchidae
Product: TBC1 domain family member 10A-like
Exons: 9
Coding region: 437-1852 (471 amino acids)
Biological process (GO): regulation of GTPase activity
Molecular function (GO): GTPase activator activity; small GTPase binding
Source: RefSeq, a predicted model, not a curated record